Molecule: messenger RNA, 732 nt
Organism: Fonsecaea nubica
Lineage: Eukaryota; Fungi; Ascomycota; Eurotiomycetes; Chaetothyriales; Herpotrichiellaceae
Exons: 1
Coding region: 1-732 (243 amino acids)
Cellular component (GO): mitochondrion
Source: RefSeq, a predicted model, not a curated record
AUGUCUGAGGAUUCACGAAUCUUGAACGCGGCUGUACCGACUCUCCUCCACCCUGACUUACACAAGAGAAAUAUCUUCGUCUCGAAAGAUGACCCCACCGUGGUUACUGGAAUCAUCGACUGGCAAUCGGCUAGCGUCGAGCCAGCAUUCUGGUACGCAGACCACAUCCCGGACUUUGCGAUGAGCACCUCGGAUCCCUCCGGCCAAAGCGACUCUAAUAGUGAGCUAUGUGCAAAAGUAUUUGACGCUUGCGUCCAAUUUCUCGUCCCCAAGUGGGCAGGUCCCCGCUUACUAGAUGAGUCCCUAUUCCGGCCAUUUAGAUAUUGUUAUCGAACCUGGAAGGAUGGUGCUGUGGCUUUUCUUCACGAACUCAUUGAGACGUCUCAGCACUGGGCAAGCCUUGGUCUUCCAGGCUCAUGCCCAUUUACAAAACCUACUCCUGAAGAAUUUAUGAUUCAUCAACAAUACAAAAGAUUUGUGGCCGCGCAGGAAUUGAAACGCGAUCUGUCAAGCUUGCUCGACAUUGCCUCCGAUGGAUGGGUCCCGUCUGGAGCCUGGGAAACAACAUUAUUGGCACAGAAGGAGAUGUUUGCAAACAUGCUAGAAGCUGUAUUGACUAACGCAGAUCCUGAUGACGAUGAACCCAUAAGAGAUGAAAGUGAUCUAAGGGAAAUAUGGCCCUUUGAUCCUCGAGUAUAUUUAGGAACCCGCAGUAGACACGCGUUUGGAUGA